Colletotrichum graminicola M1.001 is the source of this 369-nucleotide messenger RNA. RefSeq lists its product as uncharacterized. The transcript has 2 exons. Lineage: Eukaryota; Fungi; Ascomycota; Sordariomycetes; Glomerellales; Glomerellaceae. Bases 1 to 369 code for a protein of 122 amino acids. The record is from RefSeq and is a predicted model, not a curated record.
AUGGCGAACGACAAGAUGUAUGAUGUGCUUCCAGGCCGGGAGUCCGCAGUCUACGAUGGCACCAAAGGAAACGAAGCGCCUCAUGUCGCCUCGGAGAAGGCCAUUAACAUGGACGACGAGCCUGCAUUUCUUGAGAACUCUCCGACCAACAUGCUCAUCACCCGAGUCAUCCAGACCUCUACCUCAUGUAAUGCUGACCCUCUCCGGAUGAUGGAGGAAAUGUGGUGGUUCACCGUGGCCCGUAUCGAAGUCGACCCCGUGCAGCAGCCUACCGACUCGACCGUGUGGCAAGGCUCGCGCCUUGUAUUGACGAAUAUGAAGACGUAUAUCUUUGUGAGUUUCCUGACCCAGUCGCCCUUGUUCCUCUGA